Messenger RNA from Bombus pascuorum, 1583 nucleotides. It is a transcript of the gene Sirt4, whose product is annotated as NAD-dependent protein deacylase Sirt4. The record is from RefSeq and is a predicted model, not a curated record. Gene Ontology annotation, molecular function: NAD+ binding. The coding region runs from base 358 to 1332 and encodes 324 amino acids. Lineage: Eukaryota; Metazoa; Arthropoda; Insecta; Hymenoptera; Apidae. The transcript has 4 exons.
UGUUAAGUUGGUCUAGAACAAUCUAAGAAUGAUUAAAAAAUUUACUUAAAUUCAUAUAUUUACAUAAGAAUUUUCCAUUUUUUCCAAGCGAUUGUCUUUUUUAAAUGUUUAGCUCUAUUUUAAAGUUUUAUUUCAUUGUUGGAAUGAUAUUUUUGGAUGAUUUUUUAUUAUUGAAAAGGAUUGUUAAAGAAAGAUUUGAAGAUUGUUUUAGUUAUAACAUGUGACGUUUUUGGUAAUCAUUUUGACAUGCAAAGAUUACAUCACAGGCGAAAAUACUAUGAUGAAAUAAAAAAGUAACCUUAAAUAAAAUUGUAAACUAUUUUCAUAUUUUUAACAUAACUGUUAUAAAUAUAAAAGAUGUUUAAAAUAAAUGUUAUAUGUGUAAAGUCAUGUAAGACUGUUAAUACAAUAGGGAUAUUAUUAUAUAGAUCAUAUACAUCAGAUUUUGCAUUUGUCCCAAAAUGUGAACCUGUGGAAGACAGAGAUUUGUUGAUGUUAAAGAGUUUUAUCAAUAGUCACAAUAAUAUGUGCAUAUUAACAGGAGCAGGAGUAUCCACAGAAAGUGGUAUUCCUGAUUAUAGAUCUGAAGGCGUUGGCCUUUAUGCAAGAAGCAAUCGCAGACCAGUUCUUUACAGAGACUUUUGUAACAGCGCUGAGAUUAGAAGGCGAUAUUGGGCUCGAAAUUAUAUAGGUUGGCCAAGAUUUUCUUCUGUUAAAGUAAAUAUUGUACAUGAAAUACUAAAAAAAUUAGAAGAUCAUAACAAAAUAAGAUGUAUCGUUACACAAAAUGUUGACAACUUGCACACAAAAGCAGGCAGCAAAAAAGUGAUAGAGUUACAUGGGACAGCAUUUAAAGUAAUGUGUCUCAACUGUAAUGAAAGAAUAUGUAGAUAUCAAUUGCAAGAAAUUUUAGAUAGAAUGAAUCCAAACAUGACAGGGACUAGUGAAAUGAUAAGACCCGAUGGAGAUGUGGAUAUAUCGCAAGAGCAAGUAGAAAGAUUUAAAAUUCCACCAUGUGAAAAUUGUGGUGGUGUUCUUAAGCCGGACAUGAUCUUCUUUGGGGACAAUGUCCCGCGUCAAAUUGUAGAAAGUGUCAGAUAUAAUGUCGAGCAUUCAGAUUCUCUACUAAUUUUGGGUACAACACUAACUACAUUUUCUGGCUAUCGAAUUGCGUUGCAAGCUAGCCAUGCUAAAAAGCCAAUAGCUAUAGUGAAUAUUGGAAAAACUAGAGCGGACGACCUCGCGCAAAUCAAAGUGGAAGGUAGAUGUGGCGAUAUUUUAUCGAGAAUUUACUCAAUGAUUGAUCAACAUGAGGAAUGUAUGGAAUGUUAAUUAAUAGACUGCGGAUUUUUAUGCAUUUUUAAGAAAUUUAAAAUUACAAAAAAGCAUGUAAUGCGCAAAAAUAUACAAAAUAAUUAAAGUAUAAUCUGUAUUAUUUUUAUUAUUUAUAAAAAUACCAAUUUGCAUAAAAAUUCGCAAUUCAUUGAUUAAAUAGAAGUAAUGUAAAUAGUUCUUUUCAUAUUGUUUUACAUUUUGGCUGUGAUUACUCUAGAUUAAUCUAUGUAUAAUGUACAAAUAAAACA